Zeugodacus cucurbitae (melon fly) is the source of this 8016-nucleotide messenger RNA. RefSeq lists its product as uncharacterized. The transcript has 5 exons. Gene Ontology annotation, cellular component: membrane. Bases 2168 to 3859 code for a protein of 563 amino acids. Gene Ontology annotation, molecular function: G protein-coupled receptor activity. Gene Ontology annotation, biological process: G protein-coupled receptor signaling pathway. NCBI's taxonomy places the organism in Eukaryota, Metazoa, Arthropoda, Insecta, Diptera, Tephritidae. The record is from RefSeq and is a predicted model, not a curated record.
AAAGUUCUCUAUGAGUUUUUGGCAUAUUAACUUUGUUACAGCAUACUUUCAACAACACUUCCUGCUUAGACCAGUCAAGAUAUUUACCAUAUUUACCGUUACCAAAUAGAAGUUUUGUCAGGGUUUACCAUGUUAUAGGCAUAAACUUAAUUAUCAGAGAAACGAUACAUGAUUAUGGAGGAAGAUGUGGGAUACAUUAUAUAUACUAUAUAUUUCAAAUGAUGAAAGAAAAUACCAAAAAGUAAUAUUAAGGUGUUUACUAAAUAGUUUCGUCUGAUGACAACAGCUGAUCUUAUUGAAAUUUUUCGCAGCUAACUUCACACUUAACUGUUUCACCGUUAUAUAUUUGAAAAGCUGAUAUAGUAAGUUUUUUCUGUCAAAAUUUUGGUUUUUUAUGUUUCCUAUACAAUAUGGAAGAUCGAAAUCAGCAUCUUCAGCAUGUUUUACUAUGAAAAAGAUAAAUUAAAAUAUUUGGUUGAUGUAAAUCGUCGAAUGGCAAAAGGUCAAUGCCGAUGCUGAAUCUUUCAUGAACAAACUUAUUUAAUAAACUAGUAUAGUAACAUAAGAUAUACAAAAAGAAAUAAAAUCACAAAAUAAGUAAAAAGUAUUAAUACGAAAGUGCGAAUCAAGAUAUGUACUAUAUGUACAUUUGUUUAAAUUUAAUUAAUAUUCAAAAUGAAACAAUUUGUUAUUAUUAUAUAUAGAUAGAAAAAAUUAGUUAUUAACUUUUUCUCCAAGCACGUUGUUACUGUAUAGCCUUUUCCCUUUAAAGACAAAGAGAUGAUGACAAUAGAUGAAUUUAAUUAUUUGUAUCUCGUGCUGUAUAACUGCGAUCAGCAUUUUUGAUGGAUUGAAUUUCCAUCUGCCAAUCAACAGAACGUCAGGCCACACAUUACAAUAGUGACUCGAUAGAAGCUCCGGCAGCGAGUUCCGGAGACUUCGUUUUCGAACCCCUUAUAGUUCGGGCCUGGCACCAAGUUCCUGUCUAUGGCGAAUGAUGUUGCUUGUGAAAAAUUCGCCUCGAGAGAAACCAAUAAAAUUCGUCUUUUUUUGCUCGUUUUUUGCCAACGAGGCUUCCUAUGAAAAUAUCUGUUGUCAUACGAAACAGAAUCGGAUUAUUCAAAUGAAUGCUAAAUAUAACCUCCAAUUUAAAGCACAAAUAAUAGAUUUCUUUAUACUAGCCUUCAGUCAAAUAUGAACAGUGUAUUAGAAGGUGAACGGAAGAAUCUUUAACGAAAUUAAAAAGUAAAACACGCAACAUCGAUUUAGUGGAUAUGCGAAAAGUAUAGGGAAUCGGUUAAGAAUCGGCCAAAUAUGGCCGAUGCCUAAACUGAUUUUUUUGUUCGAUACAAAGCGAUUAAUCAUUCAAAUUCUAUAAAAUAUCUUAGCAUUUCACGAGAAUUAAAGAAAAUAAUGCGCGUUUCUUAGACACAGUAAAGAACCACCCUAUUAGAGAUAUGCAUUUCCACCCCCUAUUCAGAAGGGAAAGCAAAAGUCGCGGUAGACAUAUGUAUAUAUAAAUGUAGAUAUGUAUGUAGUAGCUUUUCCUUUGCGAUGAGCUUUUGAACUCUCGUCGAGGGUAAUGCUGCGAAAUGCCAUAGCAGUCUCAGCAAAUAAUACAAGCUUUGGCUUAGUCAGUCUUCCGCACAGUCCUUUUCUGUAACGUCCUGUAUUAGAACAGAUAAUAUACUCGAAUAUCCUUAGUUCUGUUUUGCAAAACGUUAAACCUUGAGUGAAACAAAAAGAAAGAAAUGUUCUACGCUUUUAUAACAAAUUUGUACAUACACGUUUACUCCCUUUCUUAGUUCGCUGAAAUGAAUUUAUGAAAUAUUAAAUAAAAAGUUUAAAUUAUAUACUACAUAUACAUAUGUAUGUGGGAACUCAGCAAAACUAGUGUAAAUAGAAAAAAUUCUGUGCCUUUAUAUGUCUUUACUGAAACCUGCACUUCUUCUGGAGUUUUAUACUUUAAUUUUACUGCAUAUAUGUAUACAAGAAUGUACGUUUUUUUAAUUGUAUCUGCUAUAUAGACAUUUGAUUUUGUCGAAAAUCACGCAAGCAACGUAUUGAACUGUGUAAUGAACCGAAACAGUCAAUUGAGUCCGGGACCCAGUGAUUAACGAAAGACUUGGAUUAAAUGAUAUGAAAUAUCACCAUUUUUUUUCCUACAAUGAACGGUAAUAAUUUGCAGCAAUGGUGGGAAAACACUUAUCGACAUCAUCAGCUGAAACAGGCUUUCGAUCCUCACGAUUUGCAUGGUAUCCAGAUACCUCCACUCGAUGCAAAGGACAUGGUCUCACAAUCAGAUAUGUUAGAACAGAUCGGUAACAGUGAUUAUGACGCCUUUUUAAAUUACACUUUAACACAUUAUCCGUAUGACAUAAACGCCUCAGAAGAUAACACCUUAUCUUCGCUUACAUUGCUUAUUAUGGUCAUAUUAUUUGGACUCGUAGUAUUUGGUGGCGUAUUGGGCAAUGCAACGUUAUUGUUCACGCUUUGUUCGGCUUCCUCCGUGAGAUUGCGUAAUCCCCUAUUAUUAGCCGUUUGCCUCGCUGACUUAUUAGUGACGGGACUUUCCGCACCUAUGACUUUAUUAAAUGUAGCCCUCAAUCGUAAGACGAACACUUUGCCACUGAUUAUAUGCAAAGUAAUUCACUUUGUGCAGAUAAUGCCGGUCGCCGCAAGUACAAUUUCAUUCUUCAUGCUUUCACUUGAUCGUUAUGCCACCGUAAGACACCCAUGCUUGGCACAAUUACGUCAGCGUCGUUACUUGCAUGUUUCAUUGGCACUAUUUUCUUGGACAGCAUCGGCUGUGCUCAGCGCGCCAUUUUUGUACACGUACAGCAUAAUUGCGAAAAGUGCAAUAACAAAUCUCGAUAUGCCAUAUGCAAUAUCGUCAGAAAUUUUAGAGGGCACGAGCGAAAAUGCUCAACAGGAAUCGUCUUUGAAAACCACAACAGCUUUGCCAAACGUCAGAAUAAGCUGCACUUCCGAGCUCGGGUCCAGUACAUUUUUCAUUUCUUUUAUUAUUUUUCAUACCUUUGCCGUAUUUAUUAUACCCGGUUUGGGUGUGCUAUUAAGUCAUUAUGGUGUACGUCAGAAAUUAUGUGCACUAUCUUUGACGGCGCGAGCAGCACAUGGUGAAUUACCACUUCCUAUGCCCAUACUCCGCAGGCAAACACACAUGGUUAUUGUAACUGGAAUCGCUAACGCUCAGCAGGCUGGAGGAUGUGCUGCAACCGAUGAUACCUCGAAUGAACCUGAUAUACAAAUGCAAAACUUAAAUCCUGGUUCCAUUAUCGGAAGAGGUCAGGAUUACAUCAAAUCCUCGAAUCCCAUAUCACCAAGGGCAAUGCGCGAAAUUCGGGCACAUUCACAACGUCAACGUAUUAACAAUAACGCAGGCUUGCGUGGACCAGCUGCCCCUGGUAUACCAUUACCACGAACUUCUACCCUACACUCAAGGCGUCGCCUAGCCAAUGUACUCAUAGCAUCGGCGAUAAUAUUCAUUUUAUGUUGGGCCCCCCACGUCUUUUGCAUAUUCUACAGAAGCUUUGGUUAUAAGCAUUAUUGUUCAAAGAGCUCCAAAUACUUUCAUUUGCUACUAGGUUAUACGUAUUCUACCAUUAGUCCUCUCAUUUACUGGAUACUCAACCACAACUCACUGAGACAAUCACCAUGUGCACCAAUCAUACGGCUGCGUUCCAUGCAAAAUUUCUUGCGCUCUCGCUUUCGCGCCAAUACAGUACCGCCACCGCCAUCUUCUACAAAUGAAGCUGCGCUUGGCGCUUUCAAUCCCAAAUUGAUUAAACUUACCCCAAAACAAUAUAGAGCUCAGGCAUCGUCUCAUUAUCUCUACUAGUUAGUGUGAUAUUAUUAAUUGAUUUAAAUCAUUCUUUGAAUUGAAUAUGGUAUGUACUUAAAUGUUACUUAACGGCUAGAAACUACUAUUUUAGAAGCUACAGACGUACACAGUUUUAGAUAGAGCAUUGGAUGUCAGUGUCUGUGCAGUAAAGCACGAAUAUAUAUACCUCAAAAUAAUGCAGAAAGUCGCCUUUUUAAGCUGAAUUAACAAACUACUAAGCUUUUUAACUAUAUUAUUUGAAUCACGUAGAUAUUUACAAAGCAGUGAAAACUUAAUUAUGAGUAUACAUAUGUACAUUAUACUAUUAUACUAUUAUUAAUAUAUACUUUCAUUGUAAUAUACAUAUAACACAGAGUUGAAGAGUUACCUCAGAAAAAUUGAUAUUUGUGCAAUUUUUUUUUUUUUUGUAAUUCUCAAAAUAAAAAAACAAUAGCUUAAUUCUGAAUAUGCAGUUAUGUUUAUUAUACUUUGUUCAUAGUACAGUUAGUAUAAGUCCACUAUGCACUACUAGACAUGAUGAUUUGCUCCAAAUUAGAGCGGAAUUUGGUCUAUAAGUGAUAAGUGAACGUAUACAACAAAUUUUGAAAGGAGACUUAAAUCUUAAAUAUAAAUCCAAAGUGUCUAAACUGCGCUUAUAAGAUCGCCAUAAAAACACAUGCAUCCAAAUUAAAGCGGAAUUUGGUCUAUAAGUGAUAAGUGAACGUAUACAACAAAUUUUGAAAGGAGACUUAAAUCUUAAAUAUAAAUCCAAAGUGUCUAACUGCGUUUAUAAGAUCGCCAUAAAAACACAUGCAUCCUUAUUCGAAAAAUACAAAUUCUAAGAAGUAGAGUUUCCAAAUUUGAUAUUUUGUGAUGAGAAAACAUUAAAUUUAGAUGGAAUUGGAUGGAUCUACAGCACCCACGCCCUACUUACUAUAAGCGCAAACAUGGCGGUGGAACUCUAAUGAUGUGGGCUGCUCUUAGCGCCAAAGAGAAGUCUCCCAUUUGCAUUGUCCCGAGUCGUACAAAAGCAAAAUAUAUAUGGAAUUGAUUGACAGUGAACUUAUCGCGUUUGCUAAGGCAUAUCAUUGCGACAACUGGGUGUUCCAGCAGGAUAACGCGAUUAUCCACGUCACAGGGUAUACUAAAGCCUUUUUUGAGUCGCGUAAUAUUCCCUAACUUCGGUGUCCGUCAUUAAAUCUAGAUCUGAAUUCAAUAGAGGAUUUAUGGGACAUACUUUCCGAAACAUUUUUUAGCUGAACAAAGCAGUAUGACAGCUAAAACAAGCCACUGAGGUGGAAUGGGAAGAUAAACCUUUCAAUACUGUAAAAGUUGGCCAAUUCUAUGAAAAAUUGGCUAAAAAAACUUUUGAAAAACAAGAACGGGGGUCCGAUUACAUAUUAUAUAAAUCGAAAAAAUUUCAUUCAAAUUGUUUAGCUAUUUAAAAGUUACUACUUAACUAAAAAUUUGAAUUUUGCACAAAUAAAUAUUUUCUAUAGUAUAAAACGAAGUUUUAUUAAUUUGGUUACUUUUUCUUUUAACAUGGUAUAUGUUUUUGUUUCUUUAAAUAAUACUUACUAACAUCAAACAUGAAUUAAAUAUGCAUAGGUUGACUAAAAAUUGAAAAAAUAGCACAAAUAUAAAUUUUUCUGAGGUACUUUGUUUAACAUUAUCUUUAAUUUUCUUUUAGAACAAUAUUACCUGUGUUUCCUAUGGUAUCGAGUUUUAUACUAUGAAAACAAAGAGACCAAACAUUUUAACUGUUUGGUGACCUAAUAACAAAUAUAUAGUUAAUUACUUGUAUAUACAUAAAUAUCGAUAUUAUAAAUAUGAAUUAUAAAUAUACAUAUAUACUUAGAUAUGUAUAUAUAUAUACGUAUGUAGAAUGAUGAAUUCGUAAUCAAAAACAAGUUAAAUAUGUGAACUGUUACAUAAUAUGUAUGCCUCUUUGAGACGAAUUAAUAUUUUAGUUUAUAAUCGACAUACAUGUUAUUAAAAUAUAUAAAAUGUGUAGUUCUCUAAUUAACUAUUAACUAUCCCUUGGAUUCAAAACUUAUAUAUUUUAUACAUACAUUAACUACUUUAAGAUACGCAUUCAUCGGAGCGUAUGUAUAGGAAUAUGUAUUCAUUUCUAACAUAUAAUUGUAUGUGAAUUUGAAAAAGUUAUUCGUUAAAUCAAAACGCGAUCAUAAACCGAUUUUAUUUAAAAAUAUUUUAUAACAAGUAAGGAAGGGCUAAGUUCGGUUGUGACCGAACAUUUUAUACUCUCGCAAUUUAUUUAUUUAAUAUUAUAUAAUAGCCAAUUUGACCCACAUAUUCGUCAUAUAUAUGAUGUAAAGUCCAUUGAAAGUUGGAAACCCUAAUAUUAGGUUAGAAGCACCGAGGUCCUCAUGUUCGAUAUAUGGGGCCUUGAAAACCUAUGGCCCGAUUUCGGUGAUUUUUUAAAGGGACUACCACACUAUAAAUGCAGUAUUUACGCAAAGUUCUGUUCCGAUAUCUUCACUAGUAUUAAUUUUAUAUAUUGUAGAGUAAACUAUUCAGACCGACUUCAAAGUUCUGGUAUAUAGGUAGUAGGCGUGGUUGUGAACCGAUUUGGCCUACUUUCAUAACAUAUCAUUGCGGUGCAAGGAAAAUAUUACAAACCAAAUUUCAUUGAUAUUGGUCGAGUAGUUUCGGAGAUAUGGUUUUUGGCCCAUAAGUGGGCGGAGCCACACCCACAUAAAAUUUUGUAUACCAAUUUGGGUGGAGCCCUUCUGUACCUUCUUUAUAAUUAAAGCAUUUUUAGUCGUUUUCAACAUAACCUUUGUAUGGGAGGGCGUGGUUAUAAUCCGAUUUUCUCCAUUUUUGGACUAUAUAAGGAAAUGCCUGAAAAAAACGACUCCUGAAAAUUUCGUUGAUGUAGCUUAAGUAGUGUAUGAGGUAUGUACGAAAAACUUAGUAGGGGGCGGGACCAUGCCCACUUUACCAAAAAAAUUACAUCCAAAUAUGCCUCUUCCUAGAACAAUCCUUUGUACCAAAUUUUAUUUCCAUAGCUUUAUUUAUGUCUUAGUUAUGACACUUUAUGUGUUUUCGGUUUUCACCACUUUGUGGGCGUGGCAGUGGUCCGAUUUUGCUCAUCUUCGAAAGCAAUCUUCCCACCUGCCAAGAAACAAGUGUUCCAAGUUUCAUCAAGAUAUCUUAAGUUUUACUCAAGUUACAGCUUGCACAGACGGACGGACAGACAGACAUUCGGGUUUGAACUCCACUCUUCACCCUGAUCACUUUGGUAUAUAUAACCCUAUAUCUAACUCGUUUAGUUUUGGGUGUGACAAACAACCAUUAUGUGAACAAAUCUAUAAUACUCUCUUAGCAACUUUGUGGCGAGAGUAUAAAAACAUUCAUAAAACGCACAACUUACAAUUAUUGUGUGUUUAGUACCGAAAUAUGUACAUUAAUGCAAUGUAUAUCAUCUGCUGUUAAUAAAACUUUUAAAAUUACAUAGUUGUGGCUAAUAUUUGUAAUAUUUCCGGCCAAAACAUUAAAAAGUAAUAAUUAAAACUUCACUUUACGGUACAUUUAUAAGCAUAUACAUAUGUAUUAAGCCUUAAAUAUGUACUCCUUUUACGCCAAACAUAUACAUUACUUUACUUUAGAGAUGUAUUAUAUUUCAAAGUAAAUAUAUUUGAAGAUACCUCUGUUAUGAGAAUAAGCGUGGUUGCUAUCAAAAAGUAGUUUAUAAGUGUAAUAACUACCAAGAUGUUAUUGAUUAAUUAAUCUUGUUUGUGCCCACACCUAAUAUAAAAUAAGACAGUAAUGAAGAUUUUAAAAUGUGUAUAAUGAAAAAACGUGUUGUAUCCAAAACAUAACAAAGAUUUUCGCUCUUGUUUCCUUCUUCGAUGUAUAAAUGUUAUACAACUAAAAUUGACUUCGCGCGUGGCUAAAUGAUAGCUAAUUCGGAAGAUUACUUUCUCUGAUUUCGAUACUUUAUUAUAAAGAUUAGCAUCCCUAUUUUUGUUUUCCAUUUCUCUCUUUCCCUCUGCCUCAUUUUAUUAAUUCUUACACAAACUUAGAUAUAGUAGUCAUAACUAGUAGAUCGGCAACUAAACAUCACUUGAGGUCACUAUUGACUUAAAAAAAUUAUAUUCUUAUAGUUAAUUGCGGCUUCUUAGUGCUGCAUAGGAUGUUUUUUUUUCCUU